Molecule: messenger RNA, 1599 nt
Organism: Rotaria sp. Silwood1
Lineage: Eukaryota; Metazoa; Rotifera; Eurotatoria; Philodinida; Philodinidae
Source: the annotation of a GenBank genome assembly
AUGAUGAAAACAACAAGUCUUACAAAAACACUUUUCAAUCAUCAAACUCAUUCACAAUCAAUUAAUUUAUUUACACCAUCAACAAGUUCAUCGUCAGGAUCAACAUGUGAAACAGGUCCAUCAUCAUUAAAUUCUUCUUAUAAAAGUAAUAUUGAUACAAAUGGUAUUAAUAAUAAUGAUGAUACAAAUUCUAUUCCACAAGAUAAAUCAACUGUAGUACUGAUAAAUUUAGUUGAUAAACUUAAACGUGAAUUAACAACAGUAAAACAAGCAAAAAGUCAAUUAGAAACACUUUAUAAAGUCAAAUGUAAAUCUGACCUUGAUAAAUCAGCUAAAAUUACGAAACUUCGUCUACAAUAUGAACAUGAAUUGAAUCUAUUUUGUAAACAAGAUCAAAAAGAUCUUGUAUGUUAUUUACAACGACAAUUGAUGGUACGUGAUCAACGUAUUUCUGAACAAUCGCAUGAUAUAGAACAAAUGAAAAAUUUGUCAAUAAAUAAUAGUGUUGAUAGUAGUAAUGCAAAUACAUAUAAAAAAAUUGCUCCAAUACAAGUUUUAAGAAGCAGUGAUCCUGAUGUUGUUAUUUCAGCCUUCGAUAAUACUGAAUUCAAAAAUUACUUUCAAAUAAUGGCUGGUGAUGAAACAAAACAGAGUAGUGGAAAAUCAGCUGACAAAGAAAACAAAGCCAGUAAAAAUGAUACGAAUAGUGGUGAUAAAGGUAGUUCAAAAAAUGAUGCACAAAGUGGUGGUGGUAAUAAAUCUGGUGGUGGAAAGGCAGAUAAUUCAGGUAGUGGUGAUAAAGGCAGCUCAAAAAAUGAUGCACAAGGUGGAAAUGACAAUAAACCUGGUACUGUAAAAGGAGAUGCACCAGGUGGUAGUAAUAAAAGUGGUCAGAAAGAUAGCGCUUCAGGUGGUGGUAAAAACGAUGAUAAAGGUGGUUCAAAAGCUGAAGCAUCUGGUGGUAGUGGUGGUGAUGCAAAAUCAGGUGGCGGUAAAGGUGGUGAUAAGGGUGGUUCGAAAGCUGAAGCAUCUGGUGGUGGUGGUGGUGAUGCAAAAUCAGGUGGCGGUAAAGGUGGUGAUAAAGGUGGUUCGAAAGCUGAAGCAUCUGGUGGUGGUGGUGGCGGUGAUGCAAAAUCAGGUGGCGGUAAAGGUGGUGAUAAAGGUGGUUCGAAAGCUGAAGCCUCUGGUGGUGGUGGUGGCAGUGAUGCAAAAUCAGGUGGCGGUAAAGGUGGUGAUAAAGGUGGUUCAAAAGCUGAAGCAUCUGGUGGUGGUGAAUGGGAAGGUGGUGAUCCAGAAAAAGGUGCAAAAAUUUUCAAAACAAAAUGUGCUCAAUGUCAUACUGCCGAAAAAGGCGGUGGUAAUAAACAAGGACCUAAUCUUCAUAGUUUAUUCGGUCGACAAACUGGUCAAGUUCAAGGUUUUAAUUAUAGUGAAGCUAAUAAAAGUAAAAAUAUAACAUGGGGUGGUGAUACACUAUGGACUUAUUUGAAAGAUCCAAAGAAAUAUAUUCCAGGAACAAAAAUGAUUUUUGCUGGACUUAAAAAAGAUGAUGAACGAAAAGAUUUAAUUGCAUAUUUAAAACAACAAUCGAGUGAUUAA